UGGCGGGGCCGAGAGUCGCAAGCGGCGGGCGUUGCGGUAGCGGGGGCGGCGGCCAGGGACGCAGGCCCGAGCCCCGUGGCGGCGCCCGGCUAUGGCUGCGGCCACCAUCGUGCACGACACGUCUGAGGCGGUGGAGCUGUGUGCGGCGCUCGGCCUCUACCUCAAGCCCAUCACGAAGAUGAGCAUCAGCGUGGCGCUGCCACAGCUCAAGCAACCCGGCAAGUCCAUCUCCAACUGGGAGGUGAUGGAACGGCUGAAGGCCAUGGUGCACAGCCACCAGUUCUCCACGCUGCGCAUCUCCAAGAGCACCAUGGACUUCAUCCGCUUCGAGGGCGAGGUGGAGAACCGGAGCCUGGUCAAGGCCUUCCUGGCCUGCCUGGACGGCAAGACCAUCAAGCUCAGCGGGUUCUCGGACAUCCUCAAGGUGCGCGCCGCCGAGUUCAAGCUAGACUUCCCCACGCGCCACGACUGGGAUUCGUUCUUCCGUGACGCCAAGGAUAUGAAUGAGACGCUGCCCGGUGAGCGGCCCGACACCAUCCACCUGGAGGGGCUGCCCUGCAAGUGGUUCGCGCCCCGCGACUCAGGCUCCGAGAAGCCCAGCGAGGACGUGCUGGUACGCGUCUUCCGCAAGUUCGGCGACAUACGCAACGUUGACAUCCCCAUGCUCGACCCGUACCGUGAGGAGAUGACCGGCCGCAACUUCCACACCUUCAGUUUUGGAGGACACCUCAACUUCGAGGCCUAUGUGCAGUACUGCGAGUACGCAGGCUUCAUCCAGGCCAUGAGCGCGCUGCGCGGUAUGAAGCUCAUGUUCAAGGGCGACGACGGCAAGGCGGUGGCCUGCAAUAUCAAGGUUUCGUUCGACUCCACCAAGCACUUGAGCGAUGCGUCCAUCAAGAAGCGGCAGCUGGAGCGGCAGAAGCUGCAGGAGCUGGAGCAGCAGCGCCAGGAGCAGAAGCGGAGGGAGAAGGAGGCUGAGGAGCGGCUGCGCGCGGAGGAGAGGAAGCAGAAGGAGCUGGAGGAGCUGGAGCGCGAGCGGAAGCGGGAGGAGAAGCUGCGCAGGCGCGAGCAGAGGCAGCGGGACCGCGAGUUGCGGCGCAGCCAGAAGAAGCUGGAGAAGCUGCAGGCUGAGGAGCAGCGGCGGCUGCAGGAGAAGAUCCGGCUGGAGGAGCGGAAACUGCUGCUGGCGCAGCGCAACCUGCAGUCCAUCCGGCUCGUCGCCGAGCUGCUGAGCAGAGCCAAGGCUGCCCGGCUGCAGGAGCGCGAGCAGAGCGAGGAGCGGCGCCGGCGCGCGCGGCAAGAGGAGCGUCGGCGGCUGCAGGAGGCGGAGCUGCGGCGCGUGGAGGAGGAGAAGGAGCGCGCGCUCGGGCUGCAGCGGCGGGAGCGGGAGCUGCGCCAGCGCCUUCUGUCCAUCCUGCGCUGCGGGGUCCACGGGGUCAGCGAUGUGGGUCUACGGGGUCAGCGCUGCGGGGUCCACGGGGUCAGCGAUGUGGGUCUGCGGGGUCCACGGGGUCAGCGCUGUGGGUCUACGGGGUCAGCGCUGCGGGGUCCACGGGGUCAGCGCUGCGGGGUCCACGGCGUCAGCGCUGUGGGUCUACGGGGUCAGCGCUGCGGGGUCCGCGGGGUCAGCACUGUGGGUCUGCGGGGUCCUCCUAGACCACGAAUGUACAGGGUCCGAAUGAUGUCAUCCCCGUCCGUGAGGCAGUGA
This is a messenger RNA of Nannospalax galili (Upper Galilee mountains blind mole rat), 1708 nucleotides long. RefSeq names its product A-kinase anchoring protein 17A (gene Akap17a). Bases 92 to 1708 code for a protein of 538 amino acids. Gene Ontology annotation, molecular function: RNA binding; protein kinase A binding. The record is from RefSeq and is a predicted model, not a curated record. The transcript has 6 exons. Gene Ontology annotation, biological process: regulation of RNA splicing. Lineage: Eukaryota; Metazoa; Chordata; Mammalia; Rodentia; Spalacidae. Gene Ontology annotation, cellular component: nuclear speck; cytosol.